This is a messenger RNA of Olea europaea var. sylvestris, 732 nucleotides long. Its product is annotated as formin-like protein 4. Bases 1 to 732 code for a protein of 243 amino acids. Lineage: Eukaryota; Viridiplantae; Streptophyta; Magnoliopsida; Lamiales; Oleaceae. The transcript is spliced from 4 exons. The record is from RefSeq and is a predicted model, not a curated record.
AUGAGUCUGCUUAAUACACUCAAAUCCUAUCAGCAUUUAGAUGAAAACAGAACCACAUUUAGAUCUACAAGGAAAUAUGGAUUUUUCUUAACAGUCACAAAGUUAUGCCAACUACCAAGAUUUCUUGUAAAUGAAUUUUUUGUCUUCUCCAUUGAAAUCUACAUGAAAGCCAGAAUAAUAACGCAAUGGCAAGUCAACACCAAAUGGAAAAUUUGUAAAUUGUAUCGGAAAUAUUCCAUAGCUCGACAGCGUAAGAGAAACAAUUUUGACUCGAGUUUUCGUAGGGAGGAUGCACCAGCAUCGCCUUGCACAGAAUUUAGACAAGAAGGUGGAGCAGUCAAAGGAGUUAUAGUAGAUGAAAAUGGAUUAGAUGUUCUGUAUUUAAGAAAAGUCGAAGGGGGAGAUUUCCCAAAACAAGUUUCUAAGGUUUGGUAUAAUAAUCCUAUGAAUGAAGAAGAGAAGAGAAGAAAAUCUCAGCCAAUUCAAGAAAUACCAGUGCUUCAUUUACACAGCCAUGAUUUUGAUUCAGCAAAGGAGAGACCAGUGUUUAAUGCUACUUAUAAUAGGCCAACCACAUCAGAAUCAUUGGUGGUUGCAGGAUCGGCACAUUCUCCACCUCCACCACUCGCCAUCGUGGUUUCAGCGAAUCAAAUUAACCCUCCUCCUCCACCGCCACCACCACCACCGCCGCCGCCGCCUCCCCCUCCCCCUCCACCACCACCANAUUUUUGA